CCAACUUCUGUCUGUUUGUGACUUGUAGCUGAUCCUUCCUGAAUGCAUGAAGCUGCUUCCUGUGUAUUUGAAUUGUGUGUUGAAGAGUGACGUCCUUCAGCCUGGUCCAGAGGUCACAACGGAUGACCGUGCCUACAUUCGUCAGUUAGUCACAUCCAUGGAUGUGGCAGAAACAAAUGUUUUCUUUUAUCCCAGGCUUUUGCCCCUGACCAAAGCAGAUGUUGACAGUGACUCCUUGCCAGCAGCAAUACGGAACUCAGAGGAACGUCUCUCCAAGGGUGACAUAUACCUGCUGGAGAAUGGGCUGAACAUCUUUGUGUGGGUGGGAGUCAACGUGCAGCAAGGCCUGAUCCAGAACCUCUUUGGAGUGUCAUCCUUCAGUCAGAUUAGCAACACCUUGAGUACCCUGCCUGUUUUGGAAAACCCCUUUUCAAAGAAAGUACGAUCUAUUGUUGACAUGCUUCAAGUGCAGAGAUCCCGCUACAUGAAGUUAAUAAUUGUGAAGCAAGAAGAUAAGCUGGAAAUGCUGUUCAAACACUUUCUAGUGGAGGACAAGAGCCUGAGUGGGGGGGCUUCUUAUGUGGACUUCCUGUGUCAUAUGCACAAGGAGAUUCGGCAGCUACUGAGCUAGAGGAGGGAGUGGUGCUGGAACUCAGCAGUGACAUUUCAGUCUCCACUAAUGACCUGAUCGGAAGGCCCAGCGCCCUCAAAGAGGACAACGUAGAAAUCUGUACAAUUCCAUAAUUUUUAAUACACAUUGCAUAAGCAGAAAUCCUUUCAACCUCUCCCAGUCCUGUAUGAGAGAUGAAAAAUUUUCCUGGUGAGGGCUA
Messenger RNA from Pelecanus crispus (Dalmatian pelican), 830 nucleotides. NCBI's taxonomy places the organism in Eukaryota, Metazoa, Chordata, Aves, Pelecaniformes, Pelecanidae. The record is from RefSeq and is a predicted model, not a curated record.